Messenger RNA from Sorghum bicolor (sorghum), 1512 nucleotides. RefSeq names its product E3 ubiquitin-protein ligase SINAT5. Gene Ontology annotation, biological process: multicellular organism development; ubiquitin-dependent protein catabolic process. Gene Ontology annotation, cellular component: cytoplasm. The transcript is spliced from 4 exons. NCBI's taxonomy places the organism in Eukaryota, Viridiplantae, Streptophyta, Magnoliopsida, Poales, Poaceae. Gene Ontology annotation, molecular function: ubiquitin protein ligase activity; zinc ion binding; protein binding. Bases 232 to 1140 code for a protein of 302 amino acids. The record is from RefSeq and is a predicted model, not a curated record.
ACCCGUAACUUUCUCUCGGUGUUGGCCUGCCCGGGGGAAGAGAGAGAGAAAGAAAGAGAUGCUUUAAUUCGAACGCCGUUGCCUCCUCUCUCGAGUCCUUCUCCUCCCUCCCCCACAGCCACAGUGGCAUCACAUCACGCCAAGUUCGCCGGCCGGAGAUCGACUCCUCCGCCCUGGCAUCCGGCUUCGAUCGCGGCUCCCCUCUGAGGAUUUUUGACCUAGAGGUUUCCCAUGGCAUCAGUUACUUAUAUUGAUGAUAGCCUUGCUGAGGUUAUUGAUCCUCCAAAGAAUGAGGAGAUGCUGGAUGUCACUGAACUUGUUGGUGAUCAUAUUCAGCAUUCACCAAAACCAAAUGUGGCAAGCUAUGGCAACGUGCGUGAGCUACUGGAAUGCCCUGUGUGCUUGAGUGCCAUGUAUCCUCCAAUUCAUCAGUGCUCCAAUGGACAUACUCUGUGUUCUGGAUGCAAGCCAAGGGUUCAUAAUCGCUGUCCAACGUGCAGGCAUGAACUUGGUAACAUAAGAUGUCUUGCUCUGGAAAAGGUGGCUGCAUCACUAGAGCUUCCAUGCAAGUACCAGAACUUUGGGUGUUUGGGCAUAUACCCUUACUAUUGCAAGCUGAAACAUGAAUCGCAGUGCCAAUACAGACCUUAUACUUGUCCAUAUGCUGGAUCUGAAUGCACAGUUGCUGGUGAUAUUCCAUAUCUAGUAAAUCACUUGAAAGAUGACCAUAAGGUUGACAUGCACAAUGGAAGCACCUUCAAUCAUCGUUAUGUCAAGUCAAAUCCUCAUGAAGUUGAGAAUGCCACAUGGAUGCUCACGGUUUUCAGCUGCUUCGGCCAGUACUUCUGCCUGCACUUCGAGGCUUUCCAGCUGGGCAUGGCGCCCGUGUACAUCGCCUUCCUCCGUUUCAUGGGCGACGACGCCGAGGCCAAGAACUACAGCUACAGCCUGGAGGUCGGAGGGAACGGGCGCAAGAUGACAUGGCAGGGCGUGCCUCGGAGCAUCAGGGACAGCCACCGGAAGGUCCGGGACAGCUACGACGGGCUCAUCAUCCAGCGCAACAUGGCCCUCUUCUUCUCGGGUGGCGACAGGAAGGAGCUCAAGCUGCGGGUCACUGGGAGGAUCUGGAAGGAGCAGUGAGGCAGCAGCUCGACGCAUGCGGCGUUGCGUGUGUGUGGACAAGUAUAAGAACUGCGAUUCAUGUAAUGUAAAUGAUGUAUCAUGACAUGAAGCAUGGAAUCCAGGAAACCUUGUAGGGUGUAGGUGGUAGUUGGAAUCUUUGAGUCGUGGGUGGUUCUUGUGUCGUUGUGUGGUGGUACCGACUGAUUUAGAACCGGAGGCAAAUCUCUCCUUUGCUUUGAACCUCUCGAGAGUUGCCAUGGCGGGGCCUUGAUGGCACGGCUGUGGACAACAUGAAAUGUAAAUGAUGUAUCCCGGCUCACUGUCGGUGGAUCAGACAGACUCGCUCACCAUUGUUUCUGAGUUUGGCCAAUGAAUUACUAGCCUCAACUA